This is a messenger RNA of Cyclopterus lumpus (lumpfish), 2080 nucleotides long. It is a transcript of the gene slmapb, whose product is annotated as sarcolemma associated protein b. The record is from RefSeq and is a predicted model, not a curated record. The coding region runs from base 329 to 1552 and encodes 407 amino acids. The transcript is spliced from 11 exons. NCBI's taxonomy places the organism in Eukaryota, Metazoa, Chordata, Actinopteri, Perciformes, Cyclopteridae.
GGUUGGUAAUUUUACAUUAAUGUAAGAUCAUAUCAGAUGAAACCUGGAUGCUUAGCUCUCGGUUUGAGUAGUUUUAAGAGAAGUUGGGCGAUUAACAGUCACUUAGCUAUAUUUUGGGAGUCGUUUGGUGACGAUACGGAGGGUCUGUCGCACGGCGUCCGUCGUCCCCUCGGUGUGCUCCCACCCCCUCCCCUGCCUCUCUGCUUGGACUGGUCCAUUUCGCAUCUGAGAAAAAUCUGAUAGUUGGAGGAGAGUUCUUCAUGCCAGGGAUUGCUUUAGCCUCAGCACACAGAGUACCAGAGCUCCCGGAUCACCUCGAGACGAGCAAAUGGACGAGAAGGAGCUGAGCGAUCCCCCGAAUAACGUCUCCGUCAUCCAAGAUGACUUGAGCGGGUCAAACGUGGGGUCCUCUGGUGACUCGGAGAAAAUGAUCCAGCGCUUGAACGAUGAACUCGGGGAAGCCCGGGAGCUCGCAUACACUGAGAAGCACAAAAGCGCGGAGCUACAAGGUAUCCUGCAGGACGAGAGAAAAGAAAAUAAGCAACAAGCUGAUGAGUCGGCAAAACAGAUAAACCAUCUUCAAGGCCAGCUGCGGCAGCUCCAAGAGGAAACGGCCGCUCUCAGAGAGCAGAUGGACGACGGCGCCGCCGGGUCGCGCGAAGAGCUGCAGGGCGCUCGCGACGAGGUCAAGGCGCUGAAACGCGCCUUGGAGGCGGCCGCCGGCGAGCGGGACUGUGACGUUGCCGCCGCCAAGGCCAACCUGGCGACGGUCUCCAAGGAUCUGGACAAAUGGCGCCAGGCGGCCGACAAAUACGAGCGAGAGAUCGCCGACCUGCAGCGUGACCUCCAGCAGCAGAGCAAGCAGUGGCAGAAAACUGCAGAAAUACAAGCCAGCGAGCUGCAGUCCAUGCAGGCGGAGUGCAACGGCCUCCAGAAGGAGUGUUCGGCCCUGCGAGCCGAAAGGCAAGACGUGGCGAGCAAGCAGCAGAAGGAGAGGAGCGGCCUUCAGACAGAGUGUGCCUCCCUCCGGUCCGAGAGGGAGGAACUUCUCAAGACCCACCAGAGAGACAAGGGCAACCUGCAGGGCGACUGUGCGGCCCUGCGCUCCGAGAAGGAGGCCGCGCUGCAGAGGCAGCAGCAGCUGGAGAAGGAGCUCGCCAGUUCACGCGCCCAGAAUGCGGAGCUGAGCGACAGCCUCAAAGCCCUGGAGAGGUCCCAGCAGGAGCUGGAGAAGAGGCUGGCGGCCCUGCAGCUCCAGCACCAGCAGGACAGCAGCAAGCUGCAGACCCAGCUGGAGGAAGCGGACGGCCACAGCAAGGCUCUGCAGAGAGAGUACGAAGAGGCGAAGGCGGAGCUAAAGGAGCUAAAGGAGAAACAUGAGCAGACCGAGCAGGAAAAGCAGUCGCUCGCAGACGAGUUUGAGGAGUGCAAAGCCAACAUGGAGGAACUGAAGGAGAAGGGGACGAAGACGUCCACAUUGCUGCCCGUUCAAGCCGUAGUCGUCGGCCUUGUCCUGGCUGUGCUGUAUUGGUGCUUCGGCGCAUUGUGGUAGAAAGAAGCUGUGGUUGAUCUGGGGGCCCGUCGUAGCCGUGGCUCUAACGGCUGUGACUGCUGCUGUGCUCUUCAGGACCUGAGGGCACACACAUGCACACACAUCCACAUUCAUCAUCAGAUUUCUCCGCACCUGAGGAAAAAACUUGCCCCCUUAUCAUAUCUGCACUUUUAAUUAGGAGGGCUCAUACUAAACACUGUUUAAUUUCUAAGAUGCUCUAUUUUAGAUGAGACGUUAAUAAAAGUGUCAGUUUUGUGUGCAAAAUGAAUAAGUUUGUUUGUAUCCCUAUUAUUGUUAUUAUUAUUUGAGUUGCCAUCAUGACCUCUAGGAUCAUCCAUUAAUGAAUGUAUAAAGAUACGCUACACUAAUUAGUUCUAAAUAAAUCUGUCGAUGAUAUUUUAGGUUUGAUCGCCUCCCUAAAUGUAACGCCUCUCUGUAACUGUCGGAAUAAUAAAUAUUGUCACAAUAAUAAUGCAAUAAAUAGUCCGUUAAUGGUGGCGGUGGGCACUGCGGAGAUAUUUUAUCACU